UUACUUUCUAAAACAAACUCCAAACGCUAUUGUCGAGACGAGACAACACAGACAAGACACACCACAGUACAGCUACUACAACAUCUCUCUCUCUCUCUCUCUCUCUCUCUCUCUCGUGACCGUUAACCAUGGCGGACUAUGAAAACCACCACCAUCAACAACAACAACAACAACAACAAGUAGUUUCUCGUGAAACAGCUUUCCAAGCAUUGAACACAAUCAUCCAGCUCCAUUUCGAGAAAACCCUCGAGAAGAAACGUGCCAUAGACCUUCAAAAGAAGGAACUUCACAAGCUUUUCCAAAUCUUCUUCAUCUUCCUCAGCUUAGUUUUCAUGGCAAAUUCAAUGUCACCUCGUCUUCAAUGUCGCCAUUGUUGGAUCCCAAUCACACUUCUUUCCAUGGCUCAUCUCAUCUUCUAUGUGUCAGUAGCACAAACUCUUAGAUGUAUUAAUGGAUUCAAGUAUCAGAGAAGGUGUCAUAAGCUUACACUUGGUUUGGCUACUGAGAAGCUUAGGGAUAUGAAGAUGAGGUUGAGUGGUGGUGGUGAUUAUGAUACUAUUGGUGAUGAAGAGUUUGAGAUUCAUUAUCAAGAACCUCCAGAGAGUUAUUUUGGUAAGUUUAAGAGAAAUUGGGCUCUUCAUUUUGGGUUCUUGAUCUUGAUCUAUGGUUUCAUGAUCUCUUCUUCUGUUGUUCUUCUAUGUUUUUGAGAUUGGGAUUUUGGGUUGUUUAAGUUCAAGUUAAAUGCUCUGUAAUGUAAUACCAGUAUCUAUCAGAUUUUUGUUAGAGAGAAAGAGGUCUAAUUGAUUGUAGCAUUAACUUGUUUUUGUUUGUAUGUAUAAAACCGUAUGAUUUGAAUUCAUUUCAACUUAUUCAAGUGUCCAUUCUGAAAUGGAAGUU
Molecule: messenger RNA, 897 nt
Organism: Medicago truncatula (barrel medic)
Lineage: Eukaryota; Viridiplantae; Streptophyta; Magnoliopsida; Fabales; Fabaceae
Exons: 1
Coding region: 129-707 (192 amino acids)
Source: RefSeq, a predicted model, not a curated record